Mustela erminea (ermine) is the source of this 2498-nucleotide messenger RNA. It is a transcript of the gene DCUN1D1, whose product is annotated as defective in cullin neddylation 1 domain containing 1. The record is from RefSeq and is a predicted model, not a curated record. NCBI's taxonomy places the organism in Eukaryota, Metazoa, Chordata, Mammalia, Carnivora, Mustelidae. Gene Ontology annotation, molecular function: cullin family protein binding; ubiquitin-like protein binding; ubiquitin conjugating enzyme binding. The transcript has 7 exons. Bases 297 to 1076 code for a protein of 259 amino acids. Gene Ontology annotation, cellular component: ubiquitin ligase complex. Gene Ontology annotation, biological process: positive regulation of ubiquitin-protein transferase activity; protein neddylation.
CGACGGGAGGAUGUCAGCGCGUGGAGGGGCGUGCGUCGCCCCCCUUCCUCCCCCGCCCGCGCCCCCCGCCCUGGGGGACCCCGCGCCCAGGGGAAGCCCCACGCGGGGUGCCGGACGCCCGCCCCAGUCCCUCCGCCUCCCCGAGGCCCGGGGCUGCCUCCUCGGGCCGCGCUGGGGCCGCCCCGCACUGCGCAUGAGCGGGAGCCCGGCAAGCCCGUGAGAGGAGCCGCCGCCGCCGCCGCCGUCCAUUCGCUGCGGAGCCGGAGGAGGAGGGGAGAGGCCUGGAGGACACCAACAUGAACAAGUUGAAAUCAUCGCAGAAGGAUAAAGUUCGUCAGUUUAUGAUCUUCACACAAUCUAGUGAAAAAACAGCAGUAAGUUGUUUGUCUCAAAAUGACUGGAAGUUAGAUGUUGCAACAGACAAUUUUUUCCAAAAUCCUGAGCUUUAUAUACGAGAGAGUGUAAAAGGAUCAUUGGACAGGAAGAAGUUAGAACAACUAUACAAUAGAUACAAAGAUCCUCAAGAUGAAAAUAAAAUUGGAAUAGAUGGUAUUCAGCAGUUCUGUGAUGACCUGGCACUCGAUCCCGCCAGCAUCAGUGUGUUGAUCAUUGCAUGGAAGUUCAGAGCAGCAACACAGUGUGAGUUCUCCAAACAAGAGUUCAUGGACGGAAUGACAGAGUUAGGAUGUGACAGCAUAGAAAAGCUAAAGGCCCAGAUACCCAAGAUGGAACAAGAACUGAAAGAGCCAGGACGAUUUAAGGAUUUUUACCAGUUUACUUUUAAUUUUGCAAAGAAUCCAGGACAAAAAGGAUUAGAUCUAGAAAUGGCCAUUGCCUACUGGAAUUUAGUGCUUAAUGGAAGAUUUAAAUUCUUAGACUUAUGGAAUAAAUUUUUGUUGGAACAUCAUAAACGAUCCAUACCAAAAGAUACUUGGAAUCUUCUUUUAGACUUCAGUACAAUGAUUGCAGAUGACAUGUCUAAUUAUGAUGAAGAAGGAGCAUGGCCUGUUCUUAUUGAUGACUUUGUGGAAUUUGCACGCCCUCAAAUUGCUGGGACAAAAAGUACAACAGUGUAGCACUAAAGGAACCUUCUAGAAUGUACAUAGUCUGUACAAUAAAUACAACGGAAAAUUGCACAGUCAAUUUCUGCUGGCUGGACUGAACUGAAGAUCAAUCCUCACAAUUCAGACUGAGGGUUGUGUCAAAACUUUAAGGAUACAUCUUGGACCAUAUCGUAUUUCAUUCUUCUAAUGGUGGUUUGGGCUUGUCUUCUAGUCUGGGCCGCUCUAAACAUUUAUAAUUCCAACAUUGUGGAUUUCAUCUUAUAUCUGUGGACCAUCCUAGUUUAUUCUCCCAUAAGUCUUAGAAGCUUUAUGGUGAUUAUUUUGAGGUUUCCAUUCUUGCAUAAAGCACAAUGCUGUCUUCAUCAGAAAACAGUUUGGCAUAAGAAUUAAACAUAUGAACAUCACAAAAAAUUUAUAAAAACUUCUUAAAUAUAUGCUUUGGGCUAGUUGCAAAGACUAUGCUGAUAGCACUUCCAAUAAGAGUGAUAUAUUUAAGUGUACCAGAUCUGGAAUGGUGUUUGGUUUGGGGGGAUUUUUUUUUUUUCCUGGCAAAUCACAUGUAUUGUUGAUGUGAGUAGAGUAACUGAUGUCAAAAUAACCAACGUGAGAAAUUUUUAGGAUAACUUGGUGUGCCUACCUGAAAAUUUUAUUGUGUUUCAGACCCUCAAUUUCAAAGGUUCCACAGAACUAGUCUGCACUUACCUUACCCAUGUUUAUAUAUAGUUGUCUUACAGGGAACUUUUAUUUAGGAAAUGUCUGCAUAAUGUUAGAUUCUACUCCUGUCUACAUUAUGCACUACAUAAUUGGCUUUCAUUAUGAUUUUGAAAUGCUUAUAUGCCUGUCGAAUAAGUUAAACUAUUUAAUUUGUUUUGAAUGUUUUAGAUUGCCACACAAUACAAUAUUCUAAAUUUAGGCAUGAGGGUUUAUUUUUGUUUUGUUUUGGUUUUUUUGUUUGUUUGUUUUUGUCAGCACACUAUGGAACACAAAUGAAAUUCUCUUAAUUUAUAAGAAGAUAGUAGGAAUUAAAUUUUGAAAAUGGUCAUGAUGAGCCAUGAAGUUCAAUCCUUAUAGGUACUGCUUUCAGACAAAUAGUCCAUUUUUGAUGACUUCUUAUUUUGUUGAAAUUGCUUUAACUGCUAAUCACUGUGGUUGCCAAAUACUUCAGGAGCAAAAAUUUUCAAGCAAGCAUGUACUUGAUGCAAAAUACCAAUCUGGUUUUUAUUCUUGUAUAUUAUUUAGUUUCUUCACUUUUUUUGUUUCAUUCGAAUUAGCUCAGUUUUCACAUCAAAGCAGAAUUCUAUCUUGUAUGUAUUUUUUUCAUUACAAGACCCACGAACUGCUUUCAUGCUGAAAAUGCCUCAUUUCUUUGUUCACUUCCUGACAUGUGAAGGGUUUCUUACUUUCUUAAACAUUUCUGUAAGGCAAGUAAAAAAA